UACAGUGGCCCACAUUCACAGCAACAUGCCGUAAGCAACCCCUCUUCCCCUUCUUUCUAAUUCUAAAAUCUACUACUCCUCUUAAAUCUUAAACUAACUACCACUUUUUUCAUUCUUCCACUUUUUCACCUCCCAACAAAUCAAAUUUUGUAAUAACAAACCUAAUCAAAAUAAACAAACCCUAAUAAUGGCCAAGAAACGUGUUCCCGAUUGGCUCAACAGUCCUCUCUGGUCAUCUCCCUCCGAACAACACCGCUUCUCCUCCGCCGUUCCUGAACCACCGGAACAACCUCCUUCUCCACCUCCUCUCACCAUCAAACAAGAUCCUCCUUCAAUUCAACAUUCCCGAACCAAUCACAAUCACAAUCACAAUGCCAUUGCCAUUGCCACUUCUUCUUCUUCCUCUUCCGCUUCUACUUCCUCCGCCGAUGAAAAUUCCCACUCCCGUCAGGCUCAGUCCCAGGCCAAUUUGUUAGCCGAGUUAUCUAGGAAGGUUAUUGAUAUGCGUGAAUUGAGAAGAAUCGCAUCUCAAGGAAUACCUGAUGUUUCUGGUUUACGUUCUACUGUCUGGAAGAUUUUUCUAGGGUAUCUUCCACCUGAUCGUGGCCUCUGGUCCUCUGAAUUAGCAAAGAAGAGGUCUCAAUAUAAACGAUUCAAACAAGAGAUUCUCAUCAAUCCUUCAGAAAUCACGAGGAGGAUGUGCAACUCUGGCAAUUAUGAUGCUGAUGAAGUUAAAUGUGAGACCAGGGGCAUCCUUUCUAGAUCACAAAUCACUCAUGGGGAACAUCCAUUGAGUCUUGGCAAGACCAGCAUAUGGAAUCAAUUUUUCCAGGAUACCGAUAUCAUAGAGCAGAUUGACCGUGAUGUAAAGCGUACUCAUCCAGAUAUGCCUUUCUUCUGUGGUGAUUCUCAAUUAGCAAAAUCUAAUCAGGAGGCUUUAAAGAACAUAUUAAUUAUUUUUGCAAAGUUGAACCCAGGUAUUAGAUAUGUUCAAGGGAUGAAUGAAGUAUUGGCUCCUUUAUUCUAUGUGUUCAAAAAUGAUCCUGACGAGGAAAACGCAGCCUUUUCUGAAGCAGACACAUUCUUUUGUUUUGUUGAACUAUUGAGUGGAUUCCGCGAUAAUUUUUGUCAACAACUUGACAAUAGUAUUGUUGGAAUUCGUUCAACUAUAACAAGAUUGUCUCAGCUUUUGAAAGAACAUGAUGAAGAACUAUGGCGUCAUCUUGAGGUCAUGACCAAAGUCAACCCCCAAUUUUAUGCAUUUAGGUGGAUUACUCUCCUCUUGACUCAGGACUUCAGUUUUGUUGAUAUCCUUCGUAUUUGGGACACCCUUAUAAGUGAUCCUGAUGGUCCACAGAUAGCAAAUAUGAAGCAAAGGACUUGGCUCCUAAGUGGAGGAUAUAUUGUACUUAUUGUACAGGAGUAAAGGACAAGGUAUCUUCCAAUAGAAAUCACAAAACCGAAGGAACACAAAGUAAAACCCCGCACAAGAUACCAAAAAGCAAACAGAUCACGAGGAGACAAAUAAGGAACCACCCCAACCGCCGUAAAACCCUUCUAGGAAACCCCUCCAUAAAAAGGUCCGCAGCAAAAGGGAACGGUUUUAUGAAAGAAAAAAAACACUCCAUUUUUCCUUCAGCAAAGAAGACAAUUUUAUUGCUUCACACUGCUUGUACUGAAUAGAAUUCUGAUUUUUUUUUUUUAAAUCAACGAAAGAAGAAUUCUGAAUUAUUUGUUCAUUAACAGUGAUUCAGUCCCUACUUUUACUUUAUAAUGUUCUGUAUCCUAUUUAUCCCUCAAAAAUAUAUACCUUGAAUGUUAUAGGAUCCUAUUGUAAAGGAGAGAUGAUUAGUCAUGUUGUUGGGUGGAUUUAUAUUUAUAAAACAAAACAAAGGGCUUCUUCUUGUGUUGCACUUAUUUGUGCAAGGGUAUACAUUACAACUUACAAGUCAUGUUCUUUUCAUGACAUCUACCUUUCUACAAUAGAUUCAUUUUAUCUCAAAUUGUGUUUUGAGAAAAGCAUCGGAUCAUGUGUUUCAUUUUACCAAGUACAUUUUUUAAUUCUUUUAGUGGAAAUAGAAAAACUGGAAACUAACUUGUA
This is a messenger RNA of Trifolium pratense (red clover), 2101 nucleotides long. RefSeq names its product TBC1 domain family member 13-like. Lineage: Eukaryota; Viridiplantae; Streptophyta; Magnoliopsida; Fabales; Fabaceae. Gene Ontology annotation, biological process: intracellular protein transport; activation of GTPase activity. The transcript has 9 exons. Gene Ontology annotation, molecular function: GTPase activator activity. The coding region runs from base 188 to 1426 and encodes 412 amino acids. The record is from RefSeq and is a predicted model, not a curated record.